Molecule: messenger RNA, 1081 nt
Organism: Salpingoeca rosetta
Lineage: Eukaryota; Choanoflagellata; Craspedida; Salpingoecidae
Exons: 9
Coding region: 94-900 (268 amino acids)
Source: RefSeq, a predicted model, not a curated record
AGUCGACCGGAAAGUUGUUCCGAGUGUUUCCUGAAACAGGACGGGACACACUGGCCGUAUUGCACCAAAUUCAUUCCUCCAUCAGACGAGGGCAUGCGCCCGCACCGGGUGAGCGAUUCGGGGUCUGUGUCGUCGCGGUCGUCCCGGUCUCGGCCCGCACUCAACAACCCAGAUGACAUGCCAGACAUCAAGACAAUGAAGAGACGCCGGCGUCCACAGCAGCAGCAGCCGGACCCGCACGAGGAAGAGCUGAAGAAGAAGAGUCGCCCUCAGGAGUCCGGCAUCAUCUGCCGCGGGUGCAGCCUGCCCCUCGUGAUUGGCGAGGUGGUCGUGCAGAUUGGCCGGCUUGAGCCUGAGGAGCGAUCAUACUUCCACCCGAUGUGCGUCAUCUGUUCGCAGUGCGGCGAGCUGCUCGUGGAUCUCAGAUGCUUUGUCGACAUUGGAUGGGAGGAGCGUGGAACACCAGGUGCAGAGGAGCGAUUGUUCUGUGGCCGCCACUGGGCAGACAACCGAAGGCCAAGGUGCGCUGCGUGCGAUGAAACGAUCCAUCAGCCAAAGCAAGUGUAUGAGCUCAACACCACGUGGCACUUUCGCCACUUUGCCUGUUACAUCUGCGAUGCAAACCUCACUGACGCAUCAACAUAUGUCCCUCGAGACGGAAAGCCACUGUGCAUGGACUGCUACACGCAGCACAUUGCCGACAAAUGUGUUGCCUGUGGACGCGCCAUUGACGCCUCGCGUGGUGGCGGCGGCAAGAUUUCCAUCCAAGACAAGCACUGGCAUCCAAAGUGCUUCGCCUGCAAGAUGUGCAAAACAUCGCUCAAGGGAAAGCCGUGCGUGCCAAAGGGCACACGCGUGUAUUGUAAAAAGUGCUACAAGAAGGUCGCGAAGGUCAAGUGACAUAAGGCUGGCACUCCCGCACCACUCUCGGACACCACACCAGCUCGCCCCUCCCGCUUGCCUUGCUCUCUCGUUUGAUUGCUUUUUCUUGUAUUCAUUCCUUGCUCGCUUGCUCGUUGGCUGAAAGGGUCUCGUUUAUGCCACAGUGCUUUGCACAUCAAUAUACGUACAUCAACACGCA